Messenger RNA from Carassius carassius (crucian carp), 3412 nucleotides. RefSeq names its product protein jagged-1b-like. The coding region runs from base 359 to 2665 and encodes 768 amino acids. Gene Ontology annotation, biological process: Notch signaling pathway; cell communication; multicellular organism development. The transcript is spliced from 14 exons. The record is from RefSeq and is a predicted model, not a curated record. Gene Ontology annotation, molecular function: calcium ion binding. Lineage: Eukaryota; Metazoa; Chordata; Actinopteri; Cypriniformes; Cyprinidae. Gene Ontology annotation, cellular component: membrane.
UCCCAGGCGGAGGACACACCCUCUACCGACAACUUCACUGCUGGUGCGUCCCACGGGGAUGCGCGGUCUCGCUCUCAUCACUCGCCGUUUGAAACGUUUUGCUUUGGGAGGACAUCGGUAAAGAGAUGAGAGAAAAGAGCUGCUUUUAGAGAGUGGGAAAGUCAAUGGGAUAAAAGCUCAAGUCAGGUCAGCAGGUCGAACAUUCAAAGCUUCUUUAGAGUAGCAGGUGGAAGGAGGAAGAGCUAGAGGAGGAGGAAACACCUUGGACUCGGAGUGUGGAAAGAUCUCAGUGGUUUUAUCAUUUACGUGUGCCACAUUGACUUUGCUCGUUUUCACGCUGUGUCUUCAUGAUGGACUCAUGGACAGUGUAAAGAAAGCGUCACCAAACGGGGAAAGGCUGUUCCGUACGCACAGAACAAGUGCGAAAAUGUCUCCAAUGAGAAUGGAUAGAGACCGAAAGAGUUGGCACUCCUGGGAGAGAUCGAGUACGGUCAGGAAGAGUGCUGGAAGGGGGAUGAUAAGGGAUGUAAAGCGCGGACCUCACUGGAGCGCGAUCUUCAAGCUCGCGCUCGCGCUCGCUCUGCACCCGCAGGUUGUGUGUGCGGUGGGCACAUUUGAAGUGCAAGUUCGACAAUGGAUAAACCCUCUGGGCUUUCUACAGAGUGGUCAGUGCUGUGACCCCCAGGCCAGUUGGGGGCAGCGCUGCUCAUCAGCGGAUCAGUGUGACACCUACUUCAAGGCCUGUCUGAAGGAGUACCAGGCUCGGGUUGCACCAACCGGCACCUGUACAUAUGGCACUGGCAGCACACCUGUCCUUGGUGGCAACUCCCACACCUUACACCACCAUGGAAACGAGAGAAGUGACAGCAGAAAUGGACAAAUUGUUAUUCCAUUUAAAUAUGCAUGGCCAAAAUCAUUUUCUCUGGUGAUCGAGGCUCUGGACCAUGACAAUGAAACAUCAGAGGCAGGUAGGCAGGAAUUAAUAGAGCGAGUGCUGCUGUCCUCCAUGCUGAAUCCAGGUGAGCAGUGGCAGUCCUUCCGCCAUCACGGCCGCACAUUCACUCUGGAAUACCGCUUGCGAUUCCGCUGCGAUAGCAAUUACUACGGCCCACUCUGCAACAAAUUCUGCCGAGCACGAGAUGACUUUUUUGGCCAUUUUAACUGUGAUCCUUCUGGUAUUAAAGUGUGUAAGGAGGGCUGGACUGGAGCAGAGUGCACACAAGCGUUGUGUAAGCAGGGAUGUCACAUGGACCACGGCUCCUGCGAUCAGCCCGGAGAGUGCAAAUGUCAUUACGGCUGGAAGGGUGAUCUGUGCGAUGAGUGCGAGACGUUUCCUGGCUGUGAUCAUGGCACUUGCACUGAACCCUGGAAGUGUGUGUGUGACACAAAUUGGGGCGGCCUGCUCUGUGACAAAGAUCUGAAUUAUUGUGGUAACCAUCAGCCAUGCAAGAAUUCUGGUACUUGUACCAACACUGAACCCAAUGAGUACCUGUGUGUGUGCAAGGAGGGUUUCCGUGGCCGCAAUUGUGACAUCGUGGAGCACACCUGUCUCUCUUCUCCAUGUGAGAAUGGUGGAACGUGUGUUGAAGACCCAAAAGGCUUCAGCUGCGUGUGUGCGCCGGGCUGGACGGGACCCUCCUGUGCCUCCGCGGUUUUGCGGUGUGACUCCAAUCCCUGUGGACAUGGGGCCACGUGUCAAGAGACGCCGCAAGGUUUCCAGUGUCUGUGUCCUCCGUUUUGGACUGGCAGAACCUGCCAGCUCGACACUAAUGAAUGUGAGACUGGCAUGUGUGUCAAUGCCCAUUCCUGUCGUAAUCUGAUUGGAGGAUAUUUGUGUAACUGCCUUCCCGGUUGGUCGGGACCAAACUGUGACAUCCGGAACAGUAGCUGCCAGGGAUUGUGUCUAAAUGGAGGACACUGCAAGGACUCUCAGUGUGUGUGUUUGCCGGGGUUCUCUGGUAAACUGUGCCAGACAGCAGUAAACGCCUGUGACAGCAACCCUUGUGUAAAUGGAGGGCAGUGUGAGGAGCGUCAGGGAGGCAGAAGCAUGUUCUGCAGCUGCCCGCUGGGAUACACUGGCACCUACUGUGAGGUGGAACUAGAUCUUUGUAAUCCCAACCCCUGCCCGAAGGGGGAGCCAUGCCUUAGUACAGAAGGAGGCUACAAGUGCACCUGUCCUGAGGGUUACUUUGGAAAUGAGUGCCUGAGCCUGAAGAGUCCCUGUCAUGAACCCCAUUGCCAAGGUGCAGUGUCAGACCCAGGUGGAGGUGGGUUCGGUAUAUAUAUGGUGUUGGUGGGUGUAUUGUCCCUGGUUGUGUCAGGCUGCUGCUCUGUGUGCGCACUACUGCUGUCCCGCCUGGACCACCGCCACCGGACCAAAGCGCAGCUACGUACUUAUGUGUCUGAGGACAACCCCAUUAACAACCAGCGGCAGUUCUGCACUCUCAUCCGUAACCUUGAUCACAGCGUGGCCCUGCUGCCUCCUGCCCAAACAGUGCCCAUGCCAGUGCUCUGCAGUGAAGAGAUUGAACUUACACUUCCUCCCUCACCUGUGCCCUCUCCAGCUCUAAAACCAGCCCACGGGCCAAAGCUGGACAUUUCCAAUCGCGAACGGGAAAAACUAAACCGUUUCCACUAUGCAGAGAAUCAGGAACUGGAGGUGUGACCGCACUUUGACCACUGGGAAAGAUUCUGACUUCUUGGUUCAGAGGGUCUGUCAGGCUUGAUGUAUCUUAAUCAACCUCUGCUGGUGAACCUUGACCCCUGAGCUUUGCUUUAUAGAGAGGGCUCAAACUUAGAAGGGAAUUAUUGGCACAGUCACAGGCAGAAGAAACUGUACGGACAGACAGGGUCCAAAAUUAUAACACACUUGUCAAUAGUGGGUAAACUGAGAAUAUUUAACAGCCAUACAUUUUUCUAAUCAGUCAUGAAACGGAGUAUUAUUAUCUGAAUUAUUUAACUUUUUUAAUUAGAUGAAAUUGCACUGUUACAAAAACGUGAAUAUUAUUAUAACAUGGCAUCAAAAAAAAUAAAAAAUUGUUGUCUUUGUCAUAAAUUCUAGAUAACAAGUUGUCCUAGGACACGCGAGUCACAACUUAUUUAGUAGACUGUUUGAUUUUUAAUCAAAUAAUUACAUCAAAGAGGAUUAGAUUAUUGUUUGUAUAAUGCGAUUUAAAACAUUCAUUUCAACAUCCACUUUAUUUACCCCAAAGCCAUUUUACGCACAUUUUGCACUUGGUGAGUGUUCAUUUUGGACCCUGUCUAGUUUGAAAUAACGGCAAGUGUUUUUAUAAGGCCGGCGAUUCAACUUCUUUGAAUCCUGGAUAUUUAAGUGUAUUUUAUUGUGUUUACACUUGUGACCUACAUAUUUGUACACAUUUGUUUGACUGUAAAUAUGCGUGUGUUUAUGAGC